Synchiropus splendidus (mandarinfish) is the source of this 3455-nucleotide messenger RNA. It is a transcript of the gene adpgk2, whose product is annotated as ADP-dependent glucokinase 2. The transcript has 7 exons. NCBI's taxonomy places the organism in Eukaryota, Metazoa, Chordata, Actinopteri, Syngnathiformes, Callionymidae. The record is from RefSeq and is a predicted model, not a curated record. Gene Ontology annotation, biological process: glucose metabolic process. Gene Ontology annotation, molecular function: ADP-specific glucokinase activity. The coding region runs from base 61 to 1533 and encodes 490 amino acids. Gene Ontology annotation, cellular component: endoplasmic reticulum.
GGGCGGGGUGGAAACAGUUUCAAGAGAACCAGUGGAGCGCUGGACGGCAGUCUUCGAGUGAUGGAGGGGGGCGGCCGGGUUGCCUGGGUAAAGUAUGGGCCUGUCGUGUCCGUGUUUGCGGUCCUCCUGGCCGUAUGGUUCCGGUCUCCGGAGAACACGGUGCUGGACGACCGGCUGGAUACCGUGCUGUCCUCGCUCCUCCGGGCGGAGCGCAAAGUCGGGAUGAACAGCAUCGCGAGACCGCGAGUUGCAGUCGGCUUUGGGGGAUGCGUGGACCUGAUCGUGGACGGUGUCUCACUGCUGAACAAGAUCGGUCUCCCGCCCACCGAGCAGCCACUUCAUCAUGACUACAUAGAGAGCGCAGAGCAGCUGGCUCAGAGUUUUGCAUACUUCUUUGCUCCGGGAGCUGCUGCAGAGCGUUUCGUGCUGAACGACACACUCUUCAACGAGCUGGUGGAGGCGUCUCGUGAUUUACCUGGGAACAGAUGGGCCGUCGGUGGAAACGCUCCAGUGAUGGCAGGUCGCAUGGCAACCGAGGGCUGCGACGUGCUCCUGGGGGGCAGCUUCAGCUCUGACUUCACUGACGUCCUGUCUCAGCACAUCACAGUGGCAGGCAACACUGUUGAGGAACCGGAUAUCCACCUCAUCCUGGAGUAUCCCUCUGGAGCAGAAUGGGGGAGCUACACUUCACGCAGGGCCAACAGGUAUAUCGUCCACAGCGACGAUCACAACCCCUACCUGGCCUCCAUGGAGGAGUUUGCCAAGAAACUCCAAACCUUUGAGCCCGACCUGCUGGUGGUGGGAGGACUGCAGAUGAUGGACAACUUCCCCUUCCACGCUGGUGAGCGAGCAACUCUCCUCUCCCGACUGGCCGACCUGCUCUCCUCUGCGACACCCACCAUUGGGGUCCAUUUUGAGAUGGCCAGUUUUGUGGAAGAGAGUAUAAUGGAAGACCUGCUGCACUACGUCAUCCCUCAUGCAGACUCCCUUGGGAUGAACGAGCAGGAGCUCCCUAACUUGCUGAGUCUGCUGAAAGGCUCCAACAUCACCGUUCUGUCAGACCCGAACCCACGCGUGGCCACCGUGCUGGACCAGAUGAGGGAAGUCUAUCGCCUGUUAAACCAGCGCUACCAGGACGCCAGUGCAGAGAGUGAGGAGGAGGCUACACUCAAGCCCCUGACCAGACUGCACGUGCACACGCUGGCCUUCCAGGCCAUGAUUGUCACGAGGGGCUCCAAGUGGAAGAACACCAUGUCUGCCACGGCCAAGGCCUCGCUUACCGCCAACCGCCACGUCUGCGGUUCUAAUGACAUUGACCCCAGCAAGGCCCGGCUCAUCAUGGACGACUCCUUCUCUGUCAGCCGCCGGGAGGGAAGUCAGCGAAUCCCCCUGCAGGAGUCCAAACCUGUCAGCUGCUGGUACGAGGACGACUAUGAGAUCUGCGUGGCGCCAGUCCUGGUGUGCACCGAGGUUUACCAGACUGCCGGCGGAGGGGACAACAUCUCAGCAGCUGGUCUGGUUUUGCAGAUCUGAAGAGUAGUUCAGGGUCUGCUGAUCCCUGAAUGUGAUGCAGCUCGGUAGCAAGGUGUCCCUCUGACCCGUUUUGAGGUGACCACCCUCGCGGCUUUAAGACUGUGCAGUGAUGAUAAUGGAUGUCAGAUGAUGGAGUGUCGUGUCUUUAAGUCCAGUUAGUUUCUAAAGUUGAGUGGUUUUUCUUCCCCGCACCUGACCGCUCCACUUCCUGUCGGCGUUCUGACUUUCAGGACUUUGAGGUAUCGUGUGUGUAUGUGUAUCGUAGCUGGUCCUGGUCCGACAAACUCAGUAACUAAGUUGCUAGUUGCUCAAAUUCUUCAGGAAUAAUUACUUGAAUCCUCUAUGCAGCAACAAUCCUUUCUGAUGCAUUCCAGCUUAAGAGCUAAUAUAAUUCCUAUAAUUCCUUUUGAUCAUCUUUAUUCUUGCUAAAUACAUUUGGAGCAUGGCGUCAUUAUCUACAAAAUUGCUGAUCCUCUUGUAACAUUCACUGUUGCAGUGCAUUAUGGGACUUGGGUGAGUGUUACUACAGCACGUAUGUAAGUAUGUACUUGCACAGUAUGUUCACACGUGGUUUUAACAUGACUGAACUGGGGGUUCAAUUGAGAUGCUGCACACAUGUUCAGAACACACUUCUGAACUGGGAUGGUAACUGCACAUGCUGGAAGUGAUAUCAGAACGCUAAAACUAAGUCUCCAUUCUGAUGCCCACUACUGUUUUGCCGGUCAAGAGCCCCCAAAAAUAUCUUAUUCCUGACAAACUCUUCAUUUGCCAUGUCAACAUUUCUGUUAUCGAUAACUCUGUUAUCCCCCUCAGACUCAGAGGAGAGCCUUCUCAGUAAUUGAGUUGUCCCAUGUUAUGCAGAUUCAUGUGCUCUUCUGUUCCUCGAGUAGCAAUUUCUUCUUGAAUGUGUGAAUAGAAGCCAAUAGCUCUCAGUGAUUCCAGAUAUGUGAAAAUAUAGGUGUGUGUUUAAUAUUGACAUUCCUCUGUCUGCUCAAGUGCAAUAUUGUUUUUCUAACUUCUCUCUCUUGUGUGGCUCAUUGAUCUGACCAAACCAAUCAGAAGAGCUGGGUGGCCUGUAUCACGCACAGGUGGAAGCAAACCCACUGUCGUGGAAAGGAGAACUAGGGACUUCAUUUUAAACUAUUGCUGUUCAUGACGUAUGUUGGCUUCUCCCCACAUGACAGUCAAACAUCAAAGCCAUUCUCAUAGCUGCUACCUCAGUCACUCCGCUUGGUUGGUGUGUGUGUGUGAAACCUGACCGAAGACUAUGUUGAACUUCCCAUUCUCAAACUGGACACUUUAGGAAAUCAGUUGUUUGCAUGAGAAAGUCAAUCUGCUUUGCCACAUUCUCAGACUCAAAGCGACUUCACUGUGAAAUAAUUGUUUACAGCUCAUUCAUGCUGCACAACCAGGUCCAGAAUAAACGUGUUCUUUGACAUACAUGUUGACUUGAUCCCUGCUAAGUCAUCUUUGAUGGAAUGUUUUGUUUAAACAUUCAUUUCAUGGUGCAAUUCCUCAUUCAUUCUGUGUGUCUUCUUUUUUGCUCACUUCCCUGCUCUUCGAUGUUCCAUCCCAUAUCAUGCAGCUAACCAUGUAGAACAGGUUACAGCAGUUGACGUUUGUUUGCUUAUGAGUUCCUUGGCGUUUCCCGAACUGAAGUUUGAGAUGUCACGAGGCUGUUAAUAGUAUAAGGUUCACUGUUUUUAUUGACCUGCUGAAUCUGUCAGGUCAGUGUACAGAUUGAUCUGUCACACAUGUCAAAGCAGCAUCAUGGCCUUUGACCUCAAAUUCUUUCUGAAGACCACAAACUUAAAACAGGUCAAUAAAUUCCGCUGGUUCCAUCAUGUGAGGAGACAGAUGUGACUUGGUUUCCAUUCUUGGUUCAACUCAUCUUUUGGAGUGAACGGGGGUUUGUAUGAGAG